Messenger RNA from Suillus bovinus, 1098 nucleotides. Its product is annotated as RNA 3'-terminal phosphate cyclase. The coding region runs from base 1 to 1098 and encodes 365 amino acids. Gene Ontology annotation, cellular component: nucleus. Gene Ontology annotation, molecular function: RNA-3'-phosphate cyclase activity. The record is from RefSeq and is a predicted model, not a curated record. Gene Ontology annotation, biological process: RNA processing. Lineage: Eukaryota; Fungi; Basidiomycota; Agaricomycetes; Boletales; Suillaceae. The transcript is spliced from 4 exons.
AUGACUUCCACCAUCUUGCACAUCGAUGGAAGCUUUUGUGAAGGUGGUGGUCAAAUCCUUCGUAACGCUGUCGCUCUCUCCGCACUAUUGUCAAAACCAAUAUCCAUACAAAACGUUCGCCAUAAUCGAAGACCUCCAGGCCUUCGAAAACAGCAUGAAGCAGGGAUCAAUCUUGCAGCCGCCAUCUGUUCAGCUGAAACAGACGGCGUCCACUUGUCAUCCACCAGCGUCACCUUCAAACCCAGAAAAAUACGACUACCCAAAACAUUAACCGCUGACCCCGGAACUGCAGGCUCAACCACCCUGCUUCUCCAAGUCUCCUUGCCGUGUCUACUAUUCUCUCCUUCGCCCACUCCGCCUUCCCAACUCACUCUCCGCGGAGGAACAAAUGCAUCCCAAGCUCCCCAGAUAGACUAUACCCAGCACGUCUUCUUGCCAUUCAUGAAACGUCAUUUUGGCCUCGACAUCGCGCUCAAAAUCAUACAACGGGGCUACUUCCCAAAAGGAGGCGGAACUGUGUUUUGUAGUGUUCCCUCCCUCACAGAGGCACUUCCUCCAGUAACCCUUACGGAGAGGGGCCCCGUUCGGCUCAUCAGAGGUGAAGCACGCGUCGGAGGGCUUCCUUUCUUUCUUGCAGAACGCAUGAAAAACGCUGCGCGGGCUACGCUACUCGCCGGAGGCGUUUCUCCUACUAUCGUCCGGAUCAACGCGGUCAGAGAAACCGAGCAAGAGACAGUCGGCAGUGGAGGGGGAAUCUUGCUACUCGCUGAGACUGACAACGGGUGUAUGAUAGCCGGAUCUUCAGUUAGCACCAGGGGCAGGGAUCCAGAGGAAAUUGGAAAAGAAGCUGCAGAGGAGCUCCUUCGUAAUCUUCGUCAUGAUGGAUGCGUAGAUGAGUAUCUACAGGACCAGAUCAUAAUCUUCAUAGCUCUAGCAAAGGGCCGCUCAACAGUCAAGACGGGACCUCUCACAGAUCACACAAGAACUGCAAUAAAAAUAGCCGAACAAAUGACCGGCGCUACAUUCCAUCUCCAGGAGGAUCCAUCAGGUUUCGUCAUUAUAAGCUGCGACGGCAUUGGCUAUACCCCUUCACUGUAG